This is a messenger RNA of Juglans regia (Persian walnut), 1038 nucleotides long. RefSeq names its product MDIS1-interacting receptor like kinase 2-like. The coding region runs from base 1 to 1038 and encodes 345 amino acids. The record is from RefSeq and is a predicted model, not a curated record. Gene Ontology annotation, molecular function: protein kinase activity; ATP binding. The transcript has 2 exons. Gene Ontology annotation, biological process: protein phosphorylation. Lineage: Eukaryota; Viridiplantae; Streptophyta; Magnoliopsida; Fagales; Juglandaceae.
AUGAGAAAGCCAGAUCAUGAGCCAAGGGAUGCAGAAGAUGAAACUCUGUUUGAAAUUUGGAGUUAUGAUGGGAAAAUGGCACAUCAAAGCAUUGUUGAAGCGACAGAAAAAUUCAACCCAAGACAUUGCAUUGGAGAGGGAGGAUCUGCAAAUGUUUAUAAAGCAGAGGUGUCAACGGGUCAAGUUUUUGCAGUGAAGAAACUUCACCAAUCUGAGGAUGGAGAAGUGGCCAACCGAGCCUUUGCAAGUGAGAUUACUGCUUUAGCAGAAGUGAGACACAGGAAUAUUGUAAAGCUCUAUGGUUUUUGUUCACAUGCAAGAUACUCAUACCUUGUGUAUGAAUACUUAGAAGGGGGAAGCUUGGGAAAGAGUAUAAGUAGUGAGGUGAAAGCAAUGCAGUUCGAUUGGAUCAAGAGGGUUAACGUGGUAAGAGGUGUUGCCCAAGCUUUAUCCUACCUGCACCACGACUGCUCACCUCCAAUUAUUCAUCGAGAUAUAUCAAGUAACAACAUUCUGUUGGAUUUGGAAUAUGAAGCUCACAUCUCCGACUUUGGCACAGCCAGGAUUUUGAAGCCUAACUCACCCAAUUGGACAUCAUAUGCAGGCACCUUUUGGGUAUUCAGCUCCAGAUGUGCUGAUAUUUUCUUGGCAGAGCUUGCUUACACUAUGGAAUCGAAUGAGAAGUGUGAUGUAUACAGCUUUGGGAUGGUAACAUUGGAAGUGAUGAUGGGAAGGCAUCCGGGCAGUUUCAUCUCCUUAUUAUUAUCAUCAUCAUCAACGACAACAACUACCCAGAAUAUAACACUGAAGGAAGUGUUGGACCAGCGCCUCUCACCUCCUAGAGGUCGAGUAACUGAAGAAGUGGUCACCAUUGCUAAGCUAGCAUUUGCAUGCCUCAACGCCCGCCCACAAUCCAGGCCAAGCAUGCAACAGAUCUCUCACAAGCUAUCAACUCGUAGUCUUAGAGCCCCUCUGUCAGAGCCCCUAGAUGCCAUUACAUUAGGAAAACUAUUUGAUAACACAACUUUAACUCCCUGA